Arachis ipaensis is the source of this 707-nucleotide messenger RNA. The record is from RefSeq and is a predicted model, not a curated record. NCBI's taxonomy places the organism in Eukaryota, Viridiplantae, Streptophyta, Magnoliopsida, Fabales, Fabaceae.
AAAAAAGAAGCUAGUAGGGUUUAAAUGUGGGACAUCACUCACAAGAAAAUAGAUGGAAGUUAUGUUAAUGAAAAGGUUAAAGAAAUAGCGGAGAAGAUUGAAGCACAUAGCAGCCAACAACCGAUGGAAUCAAUUGUUAAUUCUUCUCUUGAUGCUCUUGGAGUAGUUUUUGGGAAAGAGCACCCUAGUCGUUUUCGAGGUUUAGGUAUGGGAGCUGUUCCAACAAUUACUUUCAAGAACAACACUACAAAGAUUAGUCAAAUGAAUUUAGGUUCUUCAAAUGAUGCUGGUACAUCAUCUACUUGCGGUCCAAAUGUGCAAGAAGAGUUGGAUACCGUUAAAGCGCAAUUGCAAGCGCUAGUCUCCUAUAUUGCUUCUAAGAAAAGAGGUAAAAUUCCAAUACAAUUGGCUGGAAUGUUCCCUACUCAACAAGUUUCACAAAGAUUAGAUCAGGAGAGUGAGAUUCCAUCACCAAAAGAGUUAGGAAGCAGGUCUUCUGGAGCAAGCAACAAGGAAGCAUGACCUUGCUUGAUAUGUUAAGACGUAUAUUAAGGAUUAUAUGUUAAGAUGUAUUAUUGAAAAAUGUUACUUUGAUCUUUGUUUUUGGAUUAUGACAUUUCAAUUAUGACUUGGAUUAUGACUUUUGGAUCAUGUAUGAAUUAAAAAUCAUCUUAUGAUGUUUGAUUUAUGGCUAUACCUUUUGGUUA